AUGGCCAUAAUUAGUUUACAAUCAGUGCAUAGGAAUCGUAAAUUCUUUAUAUGUGGUGUGAUACCAAUCGUUAUGAUCGUUGUGGUUGGAAGCAUAUUGUAUCAGCAUUUCUACAAUAUUGAUGAUCGAAUUGGCGAUUGGCUUUUCAUUGAUAAUAAUCAUGAUGGUGUAUCGUCGCCAAUCAAGACAAAAACCAAACAAAAAGAUGGUCGCUGGGCAAUGCUGUUUGAUGAAUUUUACGAAUCAAUCAAAUGUGUGGCCAAUCUGAUUGAAGAUUCGCAUCAUAAUUCCGAUCUGUCAAUAGUAUGUUGCCGUUAUGAAACAUUGAUGCAUAUGUUGGUCGAGCGUUCAUCGAUACGUUGUCCACGAUUGAAAACCGAACCACAGCCACAGAUUCUACGACUAUUUCAACCGAUAGAUGGUUAUAUGAGUGAAACCUGUAAAAAUGUCGAUACUGAUACGUUUAAAUGUGAAGUGUUAUCAAUGUUCAUGUCAAAUCAUUGAUCUUAUCAUUGAUGUUAUAAUUGUUAUUUUGGCAAAUCAAUCAAAUA
Molecule: messenger RNA, 551 nt
Organism: Dermatophagoides pteronyssinus (European house dust mite)
Lineage: Eukaryota; Metazoa; Arthropoda; Arachnida; Sarcoptiformes; Pyroglyphidae
Source: RefSeq, a predicted model, not a curated record